GCAUGUAUAAGCCUUCCUCUGUGACGCUGCCUGCCUACUCUGGAUGUCGUUGGGCCAUCCGGACAUUUAAUAACAAAAAUGACGAGUCUGGAUCCGCUGAAAUCGGUUAUUUCCAUCGGGAAUGUGGACGACACGUCUCUGGCUCUGCCGUCCGGUAACCAGUUUCGAUCAGGGCAACAGCGCGUCCUGGAACAAGUCCAGAUUAUCCGGAGGACCAAGUCCAGGAGGUCCAGCAGCAGCAGGAGUGGAUCUACUUCUUUAUCUCCAACAACCCCCACGUGUGACUCCGUGUUCAUAGAUGCUCCAAACUCACCGACCAGCAAAGUUAGUGGAACCCUCUACUUUGGGAAUUCUAAAACUCUCAGCGUAGAGAAAAACAAUCGGCAACUAGUGAACAACAUACAGGGAUCCGGAGUGAAGAGGAACACAAGAGCUUCUACCUAUCAAUAUGAGAGGUGUUACGCCCCGGUCGGAUCCAUGGCCGUCUGUCAGACCUACACCAGCCGUAGCGAGCCUGGUGGAGCCCGGCAGCUCUCCAUGCCAAAAAAACACGUUCCUCUGCAGAGACUUGUUUCCAACAGGGGCACCUACAGGACAGAGAGGGGCACCAGUCAGUUUAUAACAAACACCACGUCCCAGCCUCAUCUUCAGCCUUUGCACAUUAUGAAUGGCACAAGUCAGACCAAGUCAGACAGCCAGAUCGUGUACAGCAAAGGUGACGUGACCAAAACACUCUCGAAGCCUCCCGUUACCCAGGGUGCUCCAAAUAGCAAAGGAGAUUCUGGGUCAAAUGAUAACAGUGGAGUUGCUGACAUCACUAUGAAGGAGGCUGUGCAUUUUCUUUCCAACGAUGAUGAGACAUAUCAGCACUGCGGCGCUUCCUACAUACAGCACAACACUUUCAUCGGCGACAAGGCUAAAGAGGAGGUUUUGAAGCUGAACGGGAUCCAUCCCUUGGUGAAUCUGCUACGCAGCUCCAGUUUACAAGUCAACCAGACAGCCUUGGCUGCCCUCCGUAACCUGUCCUUUAAAAGCCAAAAUAACAAGGAGGAGAUAUAUCGCUCGGGGGGCAUCACAGAGGCCGUGGCUCUGCUCAGAGAGACAGACUCUGUAGAGAUACAGAAACAACUAACAGGUCUCUUGUGGAAUCUGUCCUCUGUAGACAGCCUGAAGCCAGACCUGCUAAAGAGUGCUCUGCCAGUCCUUAUCGAGCGUGUGAUUGUGCCUUACACAACCGGUCCUAAGCAGACCAGCAGUAACAGCCAAGACCCUGAGGUCUUCUUCAACGCCACCGGAUGUCUAAGAAACCUUAGCAGUACAAAGCAAAGCAACAGACAGACGAUGAGAAAGUGUCGCGGUUUGGUUGACUCUUUGGUCAGCUAUGUGAAAGACUGCGUGGAUGCAGGAAACCCAGAUGAUAAGUCUGUAGAAAACUGCGUGUGUAUCCUACACAACCUGACGUUCCAGCUGGAGGCCGAGGCUCCGGCCCUAUUCAGCAGGAUCACAGCGUUGGCCAAGACUGUCAACAAGGACCACAUUCAGGGGGACACCGGCCGUAUCGGCUGCUUCAGUCCCCAAAGCAAAACAUCAGAACACGAGCGCCACUUUGACUUCCCGGUCGUUGAGGAUCCACAACCUAACGGGGCCGGUUGGCUGAUCCACUCCCAAACCCUGCAGACUUACCUUUCUUUGCUUGGCACCAGCCAGCGAGAAGAAACACAGGAAGCCUGUUGUGGAGCCCUGCAGAACCUCACCACAUAUGAAGGCAUUGUCUCCAGUGUGAUGAGCCAGACCAUUGUGCAAAAACUGAAUGGCUUGCAAGUUAUCUGUCCUCUUUUAAAAUCUAAUAAAGUUACCAUGCAGAAGAACACAGUGGCUUUGGUGGGAAACCUGGCCAAGAACCCAAACCUGCACAAUGCCAUAGCUCGUAAAGCCCUCCCAGAGCUGCUAGGCAUCCUCAGCGCAGGCACUAAGGGAGGAAAUGAGUCUGAUGACACACUGGCCAUGGCUUGUCGGACCUCCAACUGCCUGUUCAUGAAGGAACCUGAGAUGGGCAAGCACCAUUUAAACAACAAGCUGAUUAACUCACUGAAAGAUCUAAGCCUAAACGGAUAUUUCCCAAAAUCCAGCAAAGCUGCAGCCCUGCUUCUCUAUAACCUGUGGUCAGACAAAGAUUUACAAAGCUUCCUAAAAAAGCAAGGAAUGAGCAAGUCCUCUUUUGUGAACGACAUCACCACGGCAGCACACAAGUCGGUUCAAGUUGUUGAUUAACUUGACUAACUUAAAUGGAUCUCUGAAAGUAACUCCCCAGAGUUACUCACGUGCAAGUCCUCUGCACAUCUGGCUGAGCAGCAUCCUUACCCAUACCACAAAUACUUAGAAAGUGUCUUAAUAUGUGUAUCCACAUCAUGUUUCCCUGUAAAUGCAGGUUACUUUUCCUUUGUAGGGAAACAAGUUGAAGCGUAAGAUGUGUCACGUUAGCAACCAGACUGGCAUUGUUUGCUUUUCUAAUUUUAACUGCUUUCAUUUUAAUUUUUGGAAUGUCUGCAAUAUUCUACCAUGGCUUUGCUUCAGUAGAUAAUAACAUAGGGUCAGUUGUCCAAAAGAUUUAAUUUGGAUAAAAAUGAUCCAGAUUUGGAAAACCCUUUUUUUUUUUUUGCUAUUCAGAAUCAAGUAAUCGGUCUUACUUUUAUGCCGGUUUUUCAAAGCAACAUUUGACUGGAUCACCCUGAUCCAGAUACACAGUUUUGGGGCCGGUUGUUCAAAAGAUUUAAUCUGGAUCAAAAUGAUCCGGAUUUGGAAAUCCCAUUUUUUUUUUUUGCUAUCCAGGAUUAGGUAAUCUGUCUUAUUUUUAUGCCCGCUUUUCAAAGAUCACCCUGAUCCAGAUACAGUUUUCAAGAUUACCAUAUGAGGAUUAGCAGUGCUGUAGGACAACCUAUCAUAAUGUGGGCCACCAGCUUUGUAGAGAAAAGGUAGUAGAACCAACAUGGGGUCACUGGAAAUCUUUCGUAUUUUGAGACAAAACACAAAAAAAACAGCAACAUCCACUUCCAUUCAUAAUUUCUUUUAUGGCCCUUCAUCCGGGCCUCAACAAAUACAAAACAAAUAUACAUUAACAAAUACAUUGUGGAUAUUUUGAAAAUUUAAUAAAUAAAAAAAGGCUUAAAGUCUAAUAGUUAACAAAAUAAAGAAUGUUCAAGGUUCUUCUUCAUCUGAGGAAGAGAGAACAGAAUUUAUUUUUGUCAUCUCUGAUGAUUGUUUCUUUGAAAUAAAUAUACAGUGAUGAAUGACAGAACAAUGUAAUUUAUUAUUUUUGUUUGAUAUUGAAAUAUGUUAGGGGGAUUGUUUCAUCGGGACAAGAUCAUUUUUCUUUUGUAAUUGAUAGCCUAUGUGUACUUUAUCUACUUGUAUCAAUGUUACAACGGUUACACAAGUCAAGUGCAAAUAUAAAUAGACGUAUAAACACUAAAUGAUACAAAUGUAUUAUUUGACCAGUUUUAAAGUUUGACUAUAUUUUCUUCCUGGAAUCCACCUUGAAAUCCUACGCCCUGUAAGGAUCUGGAUAAUCCUGUAUUUUUUUUGGAUCAAAGUUAUCCAAAUCCUGAAUAUUUAAUCCAGAUUAAAACUAGGAUUGGAUUCCAUGAUCCAAUCUGAUUUCAGAUUCUUUCUUUCCCUUUUGAACAACACAUUUUCAAGAUUGGAUCCAAUCCGAUAACCAAAAUCCAAUCAGCUUACUUUUGAACAACUGGCCCAUAAGGGUAUAAGAUUUUAUAAUUCACUGAGAUUGCUGUUUUGAUAUCACGACACAACACAAUUCUACAUAAAAAUACAUUUACAAAAAGAAUUCUGUUGUUGGAGUUCAUACAUUUAUAUACAAACAGUAACAUCAUUGUGUGUGUUUACAGUACAGUAAAAACAACUUCUGUUGGUGGUGUGUAUUCAUUUUUUUCAAAUGUGUGUGUGUGUGAUCCUGAAAUAUUUGUAUUGUCCCAAAAUGUGGAAUAAAUAAAGCUUGCAAAGAUCUACUCUU
Molecule: messenger RNA, 4030 nt
Organism: Etheostoma cragini (Arkansas darter)
Lineage: Eukaryota; Metazoa; Chordata; Actinopteri; Perciformes; Percidae
Gene: pkp1b
Product: plakophilin 1b
Exons: 13
Coding region: 79-2271 (730 amino acids)
Biological process (GO): cell-cell junction assembly; intermediate filament bundle assembly; cell-cell adhesion
Cellular component (GO): plasma membrane; nucleus; adherens junction
Molecular function (GO): cadherin binding
Source: RefSeq, a predicted model, not a curated record